AUGGAAGGUCUCAUUCCAAUGGUUUACAGGAGCAUCAAGAAAAGCACGUCUCGGCGCCACUACGAACAUCUGGGCUCAGGUACUAGCACUGCACCAGCAGCACAAAGCUACAACAUUGCUGAUUUUUAUGCCAAUGGUGAUGAUCAGGACUACGUGAUGAUGAAGGGACGAUAUGCUGCUGCUGAUCAUCAUCAUCAUCAUGAGAAGAAGGUUGAUGAUGAUGGCGGCUUCGGUAUUAUUUAUGAAGAGAAAGUUAAGGGACACCAAGACUUCCGCCACCGGCGCUACAAGUCCUUCAGCGUUGAUUAUAGGGGCGGCAGUUUUACACCGGAGAAUAGAACAGGAACAGGAGCAGGAGCAGCCCAGUCCAAGAAACUAGUGCGUUUCAGGAGCCAUAGAUUCUUCUCCUGCGUGACGGGUGCAUAA
Messenger RNA from Coffea eugenioides, 426 nucleotides. RefSeq lists its product as uncharacterized. Bases 1 to 426 code for a protein of 141 amino acids. The transcript has a single exon. NCBI's taxonomy places the organism in Eukaryota, Viridiplantae, Streptophyta, Magnoliopsida, Gentianales, Rubiaceae. The record is from RefSeq and is a predicted model, not a curated record.